Messenger RNA from Argiope bruennichi, 1273 nucleotides. Its product is annotated as exosome complex component RRP42-like. The transcript is spliced from 8 exons. The record is from RefSeq and is a predicted model, not a curated record. NCBI's taxonomy places the organism in Eukaryota, Metazoa, Arthropoda, Arachnida, Araneae, Araneidae. Gene Ontology annotation, biological process: nuclear mRNA surveillance; U5 snRNA 3'-end processing; U4 snRNA 3'-end processing. The coding region runs from base 76 to 942 and encodes 288 amino acids. Gene Ontology annotation, cellular component: nuclear exosome (RNase complex); cytoplasmic exosome (RNase complex).
UCGCUGUCCGCGAAAUUUUAAUAUAUUGCAUGUGCUUUGUUUUAUUUUGGUUUUUAUUUACACAUUGAUUAAAAGAUGGCUAAUAUUAUUCUCCCGGAAGCAGAGAAAAUUUACAUUAUUCAUGGUAUCCAGGAAAAUAUCAGGUCUGAUGGCAGAUCAAAUCUUGAUUAUAGAACUAUUGAGCUGGAAACUGAUGUAAUUGCUAAUUGCAAUGGAUCAUGCCUUUUAAAAAUUGCAGAUACUAAACUUUUAGCUGGUGUAAAAGCAGAAUUAACUACUCCACCGGCAUCAUCUCCAGACAAAGGAUGGAUUGAAGUGUCAAUUGAAAGCACUCCUCAUGCACAUUUAGAUUUUGAAGGAAGAGGCGGAGAUGAUUUCUCAUCAGAAAUUAGUCAUAUUUUAACAAAAGUGUGCAACAACGACAAACUUGUGGACCUUAAAUCAUUAUGUGUCAUACCAGGACAGCAAGUUUGGGUUUUGUAUGUUGACAUUAUGGUUUUAGGUUAUGGUGGAAAUUUCAUUGAUGCUGCUGCAAUAGCUACAAAGGCUGCCCUAUACGAUACAAAAAUUCAAUCUGUAAGUGUGAAAAAUGACGGAGAAAAUGAGCCUGAAAUUGUUGUGUCUGAUGAUCCAUAUGAUGUAUUUUCCUUAGAUGUGAAACAGCUUCCUCUUCUCACUACACUUUAUAGGAUUGGAAAUGAAUUCAUAAUUGAUGCUACUAGGGAAGAAGAAACAUGUUGCAUUUGUAAACUUGUUCUUGGAGUUUCACUCAAAGAAACUGUAAUGAUGAAACAGAUUGCUGGAUUUGGAAGUUUGCAUAUUGAAAGUAUUAAAGAUGCCAUUGAAGUAGGUCAAGAAAUUGGAAUGAAUCUACAAAAGCAAUUACUAGAAUCUUUAGAAAGGGAGAAAAUUCUACCGAAAAAGAAAAAAUGUCUUUUUUAAGGUGUACAUAUAUUUGUUGUAAAUUAUAUUUAUUAAUAAGUCUUAAUUCAUAAUUUACAUGUUUUAUUAUUAUUAAUAUAUUGAAUAUCAGCUUAUCAAAAACAAAUCUGGAGAAAUUCUGGAUACAGUAUAUUAGAAUCUUCAGUAUAAACGUAAUUUGUUGAUACCAGGAAUCAGCUGUAUUUUUAUUAUAAAUAGCGUUUUCAAGAGUGAAAGGGAACUUGAAUGUUUAUUUCCUCACAAAGAUGUGACAAAAUGAAAUGUUAGAGUUCAUUUAAAAAUUUUUAUUUGACAUCACAUAGUUUGAUUAAAUAGGAACUAUCCUGCUUUA